AUGACUUUAGCUCCCAAAAAUAGCGGUGUUUGGUAUGCAUGCACUACAUCUACGAUUACAUAUAUAGUCCUUAAUCCAAAUAAUGUAGACUAUUAUAUGACGUUGGUAUAUAAUUUCGGAGGCACCGAAGUUGCUCGUCGUAAUGUUGAUGAAUCUACUAGCUUACCCCCAAAAGGCAUUUACGCACGUGAUUUUCAUCGACGUAGUGACUUUAAGAACAAUCCUUCAAUUGAUUUAACUAAUAUGUUUCCAAGUGCUUAG
Dentiscutata heterogama is the source of this 261-nucleotide messenger RNA. Lineage: Eukaryota; Fungi; Glomeromycota; Glomeromycetes; Diversisporales; Gigasporaceae. The record is from the annotation of a GenBank genome assembly.